AUGGAUAAAAAUCCUGAAGAUCAAAAGAUUAAACCAGGAGUCGAAGAUGACGAUCAAUCGAAGAAAACAAAGGCAGCAAUGGCGGAAGCAUCGACAAUCGGAUGGGGAAGACGAUGGAAGACUCAUAUUGGACAAAAGACUGGAUUCGUGGAGCAGACAAAAUUGGAGCCACGUUUCGAGAGAAAUAUUGAGAAACUGAUCUCCUACCACAACAUAAUCUACAAAAUGGUCGACGCAAUCGAACUACAAGUCCAAAUCGAUCCGAAAAUUUUGGCUCAAAGACGUGUCAGUGCUCCAAAUGGUGAAAACGAAUGGGGUAAACUUGGUGGAUGGUUGCAUUACUUGGCCAUGUCACAGUUUACUGAACAGCCGGCGAAAAUUCUCGAUUCGUACAGUAGAAUGUGUGGGAAAAUAGGUCAAAAAGAGAACCAAGUUCAGAGAAGAACUCGCAGUCAUUUGAUCAAAAGAAUGCGUUUGUACACUGGAGAUGAUACGGAAGAGUUGAAUAAAUGUGUGGAUGCCUUGCAGCCAUUGCUCACCGCACUUGAUGAUACUCGUCGCAUUAUGAAAUCAGCGAAAGUGUCGAAAGAUUUGGUCGCAAGAGGCCAAGCUUAUCAGUCAAUGAUUCUCGCAUUCAAUCACAAAGCGGGUGAGAUUCAAGGAUGGAUUGAUGAAGUGACAACAGUGGUCACACUUCAUCAGAAUGAGCUUAUUAGAUUCUGUCGUGAAGUUGCAGUUUAUAAUGAUGCAGUGUACAACAAUUUGAAUGAGACAAUGCUUCGUCUGGGUUACCUUCCACACAAGAAAGAUCAAAAGUAG
This is a messenger RNA of Caenorhabditis remanei, 819 nucleotides long. RefSeq lists its product as uncharacterized. Gene Ontology annotation, molecular function: protein binding. The record is from RefSeq and is a predicted model, not a curated record. Bases 1 to 819 code for a protein of 272 amino acids. Gene Ontology annotation, cellular component: cytoplasm. The transcript is spliced from 7 exons. NCBI's taxonomy places the organism in Eukaryota, Metazoa, Nematoda, Chromadorea, Rhabditida, Rhabditidae.